Tetrahymena thermophila SB210 is the source of this 1296-nucleotide messenger RNA. Its product is annotated as peptidase C13 family protein. NCBI's taxonomy places the organism in Eukaryota, Ciliophora, Oligohymenophorea, Hymenostomatida, Tetrahymenidae. The transcript is spliced from 3 exons. The record is from RefSeq and is a predicted model, not a curated record. Gene Ontology annotation, biological process: vacuolar protein processing. Gene Ontology annotation, molecular function: cysteine-type endopeptidase activity.
AUGAACAAACUCGUUUUAAUUGCUUUAGUCACCCUUUUCGCAGGUGUCAUGGCUGACAACUAUGCUGUCUUAGUUGCUGGUUCUAAUGGUUAUGGUAACUACAGACAUCAAUCUGAUGUAUGCCAUGCCUAUCACACUCUCUUAGCCAAGGGAUACAGUGCUAACAAUAUCAUCGUUUUCUCUUACAAUGACGUUGCUAACAACAAAUAAAACCCCUUCAAGGGCACCCUCUUCAACAAACCUACCUACAAAAACCCUGGUGUUGAUGUUAACUAAGGUUGUGUUAUCGAUUAUGAAGGUAAAGAUGUUACACCUGCUAACUAUCUUGCUGUCCUCAAGGGUUUAAAGGAUUAAGUUAAGGGUGGAAACAAGAGAGUUCUUGAAUCUGGUCCUGAUGAUCACGUCUUCUUGUCUUUCUUCGACCACGGUGCUCCUGGUUUGAUUGCUUUCCCUAGCUAAUAUCUCUACGCUAAGGACUUACAAGAUGCUUUCGUCUACAUGUACAACAACAACAAGUACGCUAGAUUAGUCUACUACUUGGAAGCCUGUGAAUCUGGUUCCAUGUUCUAGAAUUUACCUGCUAACAUUAACAUCUACGCUCUCUCUGCUGCUAGUCCUGAUGAGUCUUCUUGGGCUGCUUACUGCGGUAGCGAUGCUGUUGUUAACAACAAGAAUAUUGGUUCAUGUUUGGGUGACUUGUUCUCCGUUAACUGGUUGGAAGACACUGAUGCUCAUACUGAUCUUUCUAACUACAGUCUCUAAGAAUAAUUCGUCGUCGUUAAGAACUUAACUACUGAAUCCCAAGUUAUGUAAUGGGGUGACCUCGAAUUCACCAGUGAACCUGUUGGCGACUACUUGAGUGGUAGCACUACUCCCUCUAAGAAGGUUAACAACUACCUUAGAGCUUUCUUCGCUUAUGGUAAUGAAGAAAAUAUUUUCAAUCAACCUAAGAAGGGUCUUCUUAACUCCAGAUAAGCUACUCUUAACUACUUACUCAACAAAUUCUAAUCUAAACCUACUUCUGAAAACUUCUAAGAACUCUCUGAAGCUCUUAAGUUGGUUGAAAAGUUCGCUAGAAAGUUCGUCUAAUUCGCUGAAAAGUUCGUCUUAAAGGGUUCUUCUAAUGCCUUAACCACUAACUUCUCUUGCUACUCUAACUUAAUUGACUAAUUCGAAAGCACUUGCGGUAAGGUCCCUGAAUCCAAGUUGGGUGAAUUGAAGUACUUCUACGAAUUCUGCGGUCAAGAACGUUUCUCUAAUGUCAAUACUCUCCAAUUCUUCUAAUCCAUCUGCUGA